UGAAGUAUCAGUACUCCGUUGUGUCACAUGAUGAAAAUUAUCGCAAUUAUCAAGAUGAUUACGUGAUAAUGCUAGCGGAAAUGAUGGGGGAGAGUAAUGACUAAUUUUUCAAUCUCAUCUGUAGUCUAAUGAAUUUUGAGGAUUUAUGUUGACUAUUGGGUUAUUUUGUGAGCAUCAUGGAACAGCUGGCGACCAAUGAUGACAGUAGAAGAGGAAAUUCCCCAUUGCAAAUGACGGAUUGUGGAGUCUACGCAUACCUGUCUUUAUGCAGCAUCUCCCUGGGGGAGUUGUUUCCAGGGGAUUGCAAUGCUGAGUUCAACGAGACAUACAUGAAAUCCUUGUGCAGAUAUUUUCGUGUUAAGGAGGCCCAGGAGAGUGUUAUGAUGAUUUUACUGAGGGGCGACUCUGGUCAGACAACUGAGCCAUACGUACCGUUGUUGCUCGGUGAGCCCGGUAUUGAUGGCCGAGGGAUCCUGGUGAUCCAGUUAACUGUUUUCAUUGCUGUUCAGAGUGGAAUUGCAUCAGGCGAAUAUGAUGCCCGACAGCGAGUGCUAGUGAGAAAGCUUGCUGACACGUUUGCUGUGCCGUUCGAUCUGGUUGAACUCUACGAGCACUCGCUGGUGUCGAUGCUCAAUGACGAAGAGCCCUCGCAAACAGAGGAAGAGCAGAGAGCGAGUGCUCGUCGUCGGAGAAUGAAAAAAAUUAAGCGAUACGCAUCAGUGGGCAUUGCAACCCUAGCGGGUGGAACUCUCAUAGGAUUGACGGGGGGCCUAGCAGCACCUCUCAUCGGUGUUGGAGUUGGAACGAUUCUGGGGGGUGCCACGACAGUUGCAUUGACAAGUACUGCUGGUGUCACUAUCAUCGGGUCGAUAUUCGGAGUUGCUGGAGCUGGAUUAACAGGGUACAAAAUGAACAAAAGAGUUGGCCAGCUCGAGGAGUUCUCCUUCCAACCCUUGAACUGCACCUCCCAAACUGACAGUCAGCUGCACAUCGCCAUAGCGAUAACCGGCUGGCUGAAAUCCGACGACCAGGCAGCCAUUGUGAAGCCCUGGCGGUGCCUAGCCAUCUCCCGAGAGCAGUAUGCACUCAGAUACGAGACCAAGUACCUGAUAGAACUCGGCCAAGCCCUUGAAUACAUCUUGAGCAUGGCCGUGUCUUUUGCGACGCAGGAGGCCCUCAAGUACACGAUCCUCAGUGGUCUGAUGUCGGCGAUUGCCUGGCCGACAGCCCUCCUAUCAAUAUCCUCGGUCAUCGAUAAUCCCUGGUCCGUCUGCUGUCGACGGAGUUCAGAAGUCGGAAAACAUCUCGCUCACGUACUUCUCAGUCGACAGCACGGCAAGAGGCCAGUGACACUCAUCGGAUAUUCACUAGGUGCACGAGUUAUUUUCUACUGUCUCCGCGAGAUGAGUGAGACUGGGGGAAAGAAUGCCUUCGGAAUAAUUCAGGAUGCCAUUCUCCUCGGGGCGCCCGUCACAGCCAAUGAGCAGCAAUGGAGCAAGUGUUCCAGUGUCGUGGCAGGGAGGAUUGUCAACGGUUAUGCCAGAACUGAUUGGCUCCUGAGGUUCCUGUACAGAACUUUCUCGAUGACAACUGCUGUUGCUGGCCUCAUGCCCCUGGACUACCCUGGCAUUGAUAAUAUUGAUUUGGAAACCGUUGUUGGGGGGCAUAUGGAGUACUCCGAGAAGCUGGAGGACAUCUUGAGGCUCGUGGGGGUCAGGCUCAGGCACGGGGAGAUUCUGGAUGAUCAGGGCUUGCUGAAGAAUUCCACGUCGGAGUAUGAUCAGAAGGUGCAUCUCCAGCGGACUCAGAGUACUGGAGAACUGAGGGAAUCCAAAUCUGAUACCUGUCUUACGUCGAAGGCUCUUCCUAGUGCAGUAAAAAAAUGAAUUUGAUCCACAAAUCCGUCCUUCAAUUAAUGAUUAGUCAAUUGGUAAAACAUAACAGAACAAUCAGUUUUCAGAGGUAAAAUGUCAGAAGACAAGAUGUCUUACGAUAUUUUCUUCUGAAUUCAUUCUCCAGGUAUAUGCACACUUGAAGAAGUUAUUAGCAAAUCUCAUAGAAAAUUCUAUUGAAUUUCUAUUAGUUUCUGGCCGACUCUACUGAAGGAUUCCGCAGCUUUACUGCGACUUUUUUUUCAAUAAAAAAUGUCCAAUAAAAACUAUUUUAUGGAGAAUAGUAUUAUACACUGUACAACAAUAAGUGCUGAAUAGCAUUAGCCAAAUGAUUGAGGACCACUCGAGCCUUGCAUAAUUCACAGAUACCGCAGAAAAAUAUUUCCAUGUUACCAAUAAUGUUUUUAUUGCUCCAUGUACAAAUGAUAAAUAUAUUAAAUAAUUCUAUUUAUACAUUACCCCGAUAUCAAGUAUAUUUAAUGCACAUAUUACCAUCAGAUACAUAAAAUUAUUUAUUCAAUUGAAAAA
Messenger RNA from Diachasma alloeum, 2420 nucleotides. RefSeq names its product transmembrane and coiled-coil domain-containing protein 4. Bases 177 to 1886 code for a protein of 569 amino acids. The record is from RefSeq and is a predicted model, not a curated record. The transcript has 8 exons. NCBI's taxonomy places the organism in Eukaryota, Metazoa, Arthropoda, Insecta, Hymenoptera, Braconidae.